GUGGGAACUGGGAACAGUAACAAUAUCAAUCUCCACAUCAGUUGCAGUUGCAGUUGCAGUUGGAGAAGAUGAAUGGUUGUGUGUGGCUCAAGCUUACACCACCCUCCACCACUGUAACACAAUCAAGACCUCAACUUUUUCACAUUCCCAGCAAUCCCAGAUUACUUUGCUCCAAUUGGGUUCACCACACUGUUCUUGGUGCUCUCUCUGGUGCCCUCUCCUUUGGCUUCCUCUUCUCCUUGCCUUCUGCCUUUGCUCUUCAACCCCCUUCUCUUCCAACUCUUUAUUCUGAAACAUGUCGUGAUGUUCAGCCACAACAAGACAUGCUUCAAACGGGUCCCGAGGUUGUCACCAAUGAAGGACUUGUUGAGGAAGCUUGGCAGAUUGUCAAUGAUACCUUUCUUGACACUGGUCGCCACCGUUGGUCUCAGGAUACUUGGCAGCUGAAGAGGGAAGAUAUUUUGAGCAAUUCCAUUCAGACAAGAUCAAAGGCACACCACAUCAUCAAGCGAAUGCUGGCCAGUUUGAGUGAUCCUUAUACACGGUUUCUUUCCCCUGAGGAGUUCUCCAAGAUGGCGAGGUAUGAUAUGACUGGUAUUGGAAUAAACCUUAGGGAAGUUCCCGAUGAAAAUGGAGACAUCAGAAUGAAGGUACUGGGAAUCAUAUUGGAUAGUCCUGCUCAUUCUGCUGGUGUGAGACAGGGUGAUGAAGUAUUGACUGUCAAUAACAUGGAGGUAAAGGGAAAAUCAGCAUUUGAAGUAUCAUCCAUGUUACAAGGCCCUAAUGGAACAUCUGUGACUAUUCAGGUCAAGCAUGGCAACUGUGGACCUGCUGAAUCAAUAGAAGUCCAGCGGCAACUUGUUGCACGUACACCAGUUUUUUAUCGGCUGGAACAAACAGACAGUGGUGCUACUCGUGUUGGGUACAUACGCCUCAAAGAAUUCAAUGCAUUAGCCAGAAAAGAUUUAGUCGUUGCAAUGAAGCGACUUCAAGACAUGGGUGCCUCCUCUUUCGUAUUGGAUCUUAGAGACAAUCUUGGUGGGCUAGUACAGGCUGGAAUUGAAAUUGCAAAGCUUUUCCUAAGUGAAGGAGACACGAUCAUCUACACCGUUGGGAGAGAUCCCCUGUUCCAGACAGCUAUUGUUACUGAUACUUCCCCAUUGGUUCAAGCUCCUGUUGUUGUUUUAGUAAAUGACAAAACUGCUAGUGCAAGUGAAAUAGUUGCUUCUGCACUUCAUGAUAAUUGUAGAGCUGUUCUUGUUGGAAAACGCACAUUUGGCAAGGGUUUAAUCCAAUCUGUAUUUGAGCUGCACGACGGAUCCGGUGUGGUUAUUACUGUCGGGAAGUAUGUAACCCCAAAUCACAAGGACAUAAACGGCAACGGAAUAGAGCCCGACUUCCAGAAACUUCCAGCUUGGGAUGAUGUUAGCCAACACCUUUCAAAAUGCAGUAUGCUUCGGCAAGGAUAAAAUAGUUUCUAUGGUAUUCCAAUGCAAUCUUUUGCUUCGGGUUUAUCAAUUAAUCUGGAACUCUUGAAGAAUCUGCAUGCUUGAAGCUGCCUUGUAUAUCUAAAAAUUUCAGGUUCAUAAUAGAUAUAUGCCUGAACUGUCUGCCUAGCCUUCUUGACUACAAUGAUACUUAACAUCCAAUAUUGGUUGGUAACUGCAUAAGGGAUUGGCUUUGGAGCAUUUGUAACUGUUCCAUCCUAGAUGAACUGAAUAGUGGUUAUGAGGUGAGAAGGAAUGUGCCCAGGAAGCAUGAAUCCAAGAAGCCAGUUCAGAACCGAAGCAACUUGGGUUUAAUACUUUGCUAACAUAGGAAACUUUGUUAUUCAUUUUUAUAAACCUUUUGACACUAUGUUCCUGUUUCUUCUUUUCCUUGCAAGUUUUCCAUUUGUUUUUAUAUAUUAAGGUGUAUCACACCUAUUAGUUUAUUGUCUGAAUUGCAUGGGAAAGUGCUACUUUACUUUAUUGGUAAAGAAUUCGUUACCAUAUUG
This is a messenger RNA of Gastrolobium bilobum, 1996 nucleotides long. RefSeq names its product carboxyl-terminal-processing peptidase 1, chloroplastic. Gene Ontology annotation, molecular function: serine-type peptidase activity; protein binding; endopeptidase activity. The record is from RefSeq and is a predicted model, not a curated record. The transcript is spliced from 12 exons. The coding region runs from base 69 to 1469 and encodes 466 amino acids. Gene Ontology annotation, biological process: proteolysis. NCBI's taxonomy places the organism in Eukaryota, Viridiplantae, Streptophyta, Magnoliopsida, Fabales, Fabaceae.